UAUUUUAUACUUGCUUCUGAUAAACAGUUGCAAUUGUAUUUUGAAGAAGUCAGAGGUCUAAGUGAACUUCCAAUGGAUAAAUUAAUUAAAAUAAAAACAAAUUUAGCCAGUGAAAAUGAAUUAAAUGAUAUAAAUUUUGAGGAUGAAAUUGAAGAUAGAACAGCUGAUGAUUAUCCAAUGGCAAUGCCAUUGAAAAAAAUUGAUCGAGGAAUGAUUGUUAUGAGUGAACAUUGGAGUGACAAAGGAAAAGAUACAAAAAUAUCAAAAAUAUUUCAACUUGCAAUAACAACACUUGCAUUUUUAGCAUUUGGUGGAUAUUUAUUGGCUUUAAUUUGUUCAGUUAUUAGAAGAAAUACAACUCCUGUAACCAAUCCAGGAAAUGUAUUUGUAUUUUCAAAUCUUGAAUCUUUGAAUAAAAUUAAACGACCAAAACGUCAAGCUCUAUUUAUGGAUCCAAUGGAAAAUGAAUUCACAACUGAUCGACUUUAUCGAGGAAUGAUUAUGUUGUCAGAAGGCUACACAUCAUAUACCCAAUGAAAAUAAAUUUUAAACUAAUUUUAAUAUCAAAAAAAAUAUUUAAAUUUCAUAUUGAUUUA
Molecule: messenger RNA, 596 nt
Organism: Aphidius gifuensis
Lineage: Eukaryota; Metazoa; Arthropoda; Insecta; Hymenoptera; Braconidae
Exons: 3
Coding region: 73-537 (154 amino acids)
Source: RefSeq, a predicted model, not a curated record